ACUUGAAUUGUGCAUUUGAUAUAGCAAAAUCCAAUUCUGGGGCAGACCAGAAUAAAUUGGAAUCAGUUUUUAUUUAGUUGGAUGAAGUGGACAGUCUGAAUCAAUUGUGAUCAUGAGAUUCUUUAAACAGAUCAUUUCUCUGGAAUUCCAGGGUAGCACUAUGGUAGCUAUGUCAAAAAUAAGGAAAUGGAAAGUAAUGAAACAGAAAAUGAUGACUUAUUUUAUAUUCCCCGCUCCGAAACUUCAGAAAGAAAUUACUUUGUUUCAUCUUCAUCUUGGUCUUCACAACCAAUAAAUGUAGAGGCUACAGGGAUUGAAAAAAAAUUAAUCAUGCCCUUUACAAAGAAAGCUAAAAAAACAGAAGAAAAGCAAAGAAAGUCUCUACUUGGCCCUAAGAGUGCUCCCCAAUCAUUGGUAAUAUCAAGAAGGUCAGGAUUUCAAGAUGGUUCCAUACAUCAAACAAAACCAGUUCAUAAAAAUGAUAGAAAAUCAAAACUAGCCAGCUACGAAUCAAAUAGUACAAACAAUUUCUGCCUUACAUUGCCAUAUAAGAGAAACAGACCUAUCAGUGCUCCAUCAGGUCAGCUAAGAUGUCAACAAUUUUCUUCCUCAAAACUGUACUGUACCCGGAAGGCCUCUGAGAUAUCCCAGAUUUUUAAACAGAAACCACAGAUACUCAGAGUAACUGCCUAUAAAAAUGGUGCAAUAAAUAUAUUUGCUAAAGUUACUGUGCCACUUUCUAUUAAAUUGCUGUUGGAGGAAUGCACUGAAAAGCUGAAGCUGAAUAUGGCUGCCCGACGAAUCUUCUUGGCAGACGGCACUGAAGUACUGAGUGCUAUAGACAUACCCCAUGAUGCUGACGUUUAUAUUUCAACUGGAGAGCCCUUUUCAAAUCCAUUCAAAAAAAUCAAAGACCAUCUGUUGUUAAUGAAGAAUGCAACUUGGACACUGAAUGGUCUCAUUUUUCCUAGAGAUGUCAAGAGAAGAAAAGCUGACCCUGUACUUUCCAAACGUAUGAAGAAACUUAUAGAAAAACCUAUGAUCAGACUUUUGGUGUUUAAGAACUGCAUGGGACAGGAUGGUUAUGAAAUAGCAGCAUCUCCAAACCAAAUUGAAAAGUUUUUAGAUAUUUGUACCAUGCGACUGAACCUUAUUUUACCAGCCAAGUAUAUAUAUAAUAUGCAUGGUGAAAAAAUGGAAGAUCUUCUAAAUGUUCCUAUGCUUGAUAAAUGUCUGCAAAAUUCCAUCACGCCUUUAUGGGGACCGCUUUGGGUUUCUAAAGGAGAAGGCUUUAGUCCCACCGGAGCCAAGAUAUAUAUCCAAGGAGUAUUAUUGGCCUUGUACCAGCGAUUAAAAUCUGCAAAAAUCUACUGUGAACAGCUGGAUUUUGCCACUGAUGGCCAGAAAGAGAAAAUAACAGACAAGAGUGUUUUAUCAAUGAAGAAGCAAGAAAUGAUCUCAGAACAACACAAAGUGCACAACUUGAUAGAUGAAUUGCAGGCAGUCAUCAGGAGCUACAAAGGUCAUCUUUCUAAACUUGCCCCCCAGUUACAGGCUGAGCAGGAACAAUGUGCUUCUUACGUCUACCAACAUAUUAAAGAACUCCCUACUAGCACUUUUCCUUCACAAGGGCUGCAGUUAAAGGUAUAUAAUAAUGGCAAAGACACUGGAGAGACACUUGUUUAUAUCAGUAGAAAAGAAAUGGAAAGCAAUUAUGGAGAUCAGCCUGAUGUUAUACUGGAGAAGGUACGGCACACGAUUCAUCAGAGGCUCCAGCUUUCAGCAGAUUUCAAACCAUCAGGCCUUAGUCAUUUUCCUACGCAUCUUUUUGAUGAGACUGGGCAAGAAAUUAAAAACCCUCUUUUACUGCAGAAUGAGCAAAAAAUUUGGGUUUCUUAUGGUGAAGAUUACAGAUCUCCCUUAAAUCCUGUUCUGAGUUUGACCUUUGACAAAGUGAUAGCAACAAAAAAGAAUGGCAUCACAGUUAUUUAUAAAACACUUCUGGAUCCCAGUGUAGAUUUGCUGCCUAGAUACGACAGUUGGGAAGCUUGCGAUGGAUUUCCAGAGAACUUUCAAUUCAUUAAGGCUCCAGAACAUCAGAUCUUGGAGACUGUGGAGCCAGACAAUCUUUUUUUCCAAAAUAAGACUGAUCCCCAGAUGGUUCUCCUCAUGUCAGUUACCAUAGAAAAUAUGAGGAAAGGCACUGCCAGAAGAAAUUACUGUCAAAAUGCAAUAGACACAGAACAUUGGCCUCUUUCAAAUGUAUGGCUCAUCACAAAGGCUGGGAAGAUUGUAAGUCGAGCUAUGGCACAAGGCAGUCUGUCUGUUGGUCAUCCAGUCAGAGCUAUGAUGCAGGAUGGCAUACCUCUUGAGGGCUAUAAGUUAACCCUGCAGAAAAGAGACAAAAACAAUAUAUGUCAGUACUGGGAAUUUGGAAAUGAUGGUUCUAUCCAUUCUAAGGCUUAUCCUGAAUUUGUCCUAACUUACUUAGAAGAAUUAAAUGUAAAAGAGGCGCUCCAGAUCAAAUGCUCCACACAUGAGAUCCACUCCGUAUUUCAUCAAAGGACAGACGACAACUCAGAAGACAUCCCUGUUCCACACCAGAACCUGAGGGAGGUUUUGGAAAAUAAUGACCGCAACAGCAAGGAGAAACAACUUUCCAGACCUUUGGACGCCCAUUUAAUGCCUAAAGUUAGCUCAGGCGAGAAUUGCCAGCUUACAGUAGCAUUGGUGAGGAAACUGGAAGAGAAACAUCCUAAGGCCUCAGCUCAAAGAUGGGCAAUUAAACAUGAAGGAACAAGUAAGCCUGGUCAAUGGAAACAAUCAAAAGUGGAGAAUCCUUUAUGGAAUAAGUUGACCUAUAUGUGGCCUGUACUUCCAAAUGGAGAAUUAAACCAGGCUUUUGACUGGCCCAUUGAAGGUCUGCUGAUUCCAAACAGCCCUCCACUAAAGAAACCUGCUGGUAGGAAGUCAGAGAUCAACAUGCCUUUGAGACUGAAGGUUUUGAGAAAUGGCGAGCCAGACAAAAACAAGGCCCUCUCUGUUCUUGGACUUGACUCUGCAUUUGUGAUAAGAAAACAAAAUGCUGACACAGAAAAGAAACAGAAACCAAGGGGACACCAGAAGAUGUACACUGAUACAAAUUCAGAAAAGGAACUACACAACACAGAAUUUCAGCAGUUUCUUGAAAGGUGUACCACAGCGCUGAAUUUGCCCUUUGCUGCAAGAAGGCUGUUCACUGAAAAAGGAGUGGAACUCUUUGUUUUGAAAGACUUGGAGAAGGAUCAGCUGCUUUACAUAUCUUGUGGAGAGCAAUGGAUUGAUCCGCAGUGGACUACAGCUCAGCACAAGAAACGUCUCCAAUGUAAUAAUUUAGCAUCUGAUAUAAUGGCUAUGCGUGCAUACUGUGUCAUGAGGAACCUAAAAAAUUUUGUUUUGCAAGCCAAGAAUGACAUUGUUGUUGGUGCUAAACUUUCUGUUGCAAGAGCUUUAGUGGAAUUUGAAGAAAAAAAAGGUGCUGAAGAGCCAGAGAAAGAAAAAUGUGAAAAAAGCAUUGAAAAAAUAAAAGAUGACACAGAUAAAUAUCUAAAUUCACACAUACGGUCACAUCUUAAAACAGAAGCAUAUCAUAGGUCUACAAAAUAUGCGUGGCAGCAAAUUUCCUAUGAUUUUGAUGAGGACUACAACAUUCAGAAAGAAAAAACUGAGCAGUUUUUUGAAGAUGCAGAGUUAUAUAAAAAAUACAGGCAUCAACCAAAAUUGGCUGAAGAAAUCCAGAAAGACCAUCAUCAACACUUUGAAUUUAAAAAUGGGAAAAUCAUCAAUUGCAGUUUUCCAAAUCUUGUACUGGGUGUGGAGAAUACUGAUCUUCAUUCUGGUACUGAAGUAGUUUUGUUGGAAAAGAAGUGUGAUGAUGUCAUGCAACACUGGGUAUGGAAAGAGGAAAGCAGGUCCUUUCAUCUUGCAAUUGAUCCAGAUCUAGUACUCGCAGUAUCAAUGCCCACUGUACUGAAUGGAUGUCCAAAAUUUCCACUGGAAAUACAAGAGUGUCCUAUUAUCCUUCAGAAAUACAAGCCACAUAAUUAUGGAGCUGCCAACCAAAAAUGGAAUUUCACAGAAACAAAAGUUUUUAGUGCCUUUUAUAGCACAAUAUUGGAUCUAGAAAUUACAGCAGCAAACUAUGCUUCUAUUUGCACAUUUACCAUAACCAAGACAGAAAAAAUUGACCAACCAGGCUACUAUUUUCUUUCACCUUAUGGAAAGAAAAAAAUAAUGAUAUGUUUGGCUUGUGGAAGGACCCUGAGAGGAAAGAAAGAACUGAAGAAAUUGCUCCCUGGGACUAUAUUUUCCUGUGCCUCUGGGUUCCAGGACAGAAAUAAUUUACCCUUUUGCCCUUUUAAAUGCCUUGAUGUUAAUAAGAUUGAAUUAUUCUCUGACAAAGCUGAAUCCACCCUGCAUUAUUUCGAAGAAGUUCUAGCAUCCUUAAAGAAUGAAACCUCCUUGCAAGUCAUCUCAGAAAAGAUAUCUGCAGCUCUAGACCAAAAAACAGUAAAAAUAAUUGCAUACAAAAAUGGAGAUGGAUACCGAAAUGGGCAACUAAUUGUUGCUCACACAUUCCCGAGGUUGCUUUCAUUAUGUACAAGACGUCUUGAACUUAGUAGGACAGCUUGCAAGCUAUAUAACAGUGAAGGGACCCUGAUCCUGACAGUGCAGGAUUUAGUCUUGUGCGCAGCAAAUGAUUACCUCAAAAAACAGGAAACUGAAGAAAGAAAUGAAGAAGCCAUUUCUGAUACUGGCCUUAAACAAAUUGCAUCUGUGUUUUCAAGGAAAGAUAAGAAUAAGAACAUCAAAUUUACAUCAUCCGAGAUAACAUCAGAUAUUGAUCAUUUGGUGCUCAGCAGCAUUCUUAAAAAUCCAGUUGAGGUCUGGGUUUCCAGUGGAGAACCUUUUCUACCUUUGGAUACUUUGCAAAACACAGAAAGGCAAAUAAAACAGAAAUGGCUAGAAAAAGAUAAAAUUCUGGCAGACCUUAAUGCAAUGAAACACAAAAUGAGACAACUGCAAGGUCGUCGUAUAACAAAAUAUAAAGCUGCUGAUUUGGUGCCCACUAAGAGCCCUUUCCAGCCUGUGGUAGUAGAAGGAGGCUGGACAGAAGAAACUCAAGAAGAGAUGAAGCUCAUGGAAACUAUACAACAUACAGAGAUGCACCUUUCAGAGCUCGAAGCACUGCAGUUCCAAAGAAGUUCUCCCUUUUCUCCUAAAUUACUUGCAAAAAAUGACAAGUGUCUCUACAAGCAGCCCACAACCAAAAGAGUCUGGGCUUACCUAAACGGAAAUAUACCUGACAAGGGAGCACACGUGUGGGGAAAAUCUAUGAUAGAGCUACUUGACAGUUGUACAACUCAUCUAAAAAUGUCUCAGCCUGCAAAAAUAUUAUAUACACCUGAUGGACACCAGCUGCAAUCAUGGGAAGAAAUAGAAAGAGACAUGAUUGUUUGUGUUUCGGCAGGACAUGCCUUUAUGAGCCAAAAAGCUGUAAAGCAUGAAAUAGAAAUUAGAGCUCAUUAUGCAAGAAUUCGGAAGCAGCAAGGUCCGGAAUCUACCAAUAUUGUUGUCUCACCAUCAACAAGAGUUAUAGACAAGUUCAACAUGAAUAGCACUCUUUUGGCUCUUACUGGCACACCUCAUGAAGAUGUCUAUGACUAGUUUCCUACCAUGAUAAUCUCAAGCUCCAUAUUAUCUGUAGAAUGGGAAGGAAGGAAGGAUGUCUUCAGUUGAGCUGUGACCAGAUUACAAUGUGCCUUCAUUAAUGUGCUAAUUGCUAAAUAUCUAGCAAUGUCCUAUCCAAAAAUUUAAGAAUAUUGUAUAUAUUGGAUUGAACCAAAUAGGGGUAAAGUAAAUAUGUAUUUUAGAUUAAAUGCAAUAAAGUUACUAGUAAGGAAGAGGAAUAACUCAAUGUUCUAGUAAUUCCCAUUAGUUUUAAUUGCCCAUUCUUCAUUCUAUAAUGUUAUUGUAUAUCUUAAAAAGGGUUAUGCAUCAUUCUAUAAUGUUAUUGUAUAUCUUAAAAAGGGUUAUGCACUGUAGGAAUCUUUAGUAAUAUGUUAAUGAAGGCAUGUGCCUGGGUGCACAUGUAUCAUGAUAUAUAAUGCAUGGUCAAGAAGAGUGUUUUGAAUAAAAUGUUUUACUCUGUCCCAUA
Molecule: messenger RNA, 6196 nt
Organism: Crotalus tigris (Tiger rattlesnake)
Lineage: Eukaryota; Metazoa; Chordata; Lepidosauria; Squamata; Viperidae
Gene: DCDC1
Product: doublecortin domain containing 1
Exons: 40
Coding region: 187-5706 (1839 amino acids)
Biological process (GO): intracellular signal transduction; regulation of mitotic cytokinesis
Molecular function (GO): microtubule binding
Source: RefSeq, a predicted model, not a curated record